AUGUGGUCUUUGUGGGCAGCGCCUUUGCCUACAACAACUGCUGCCUUGCCACCUGUGCACAUCUCUUCGAGCGGAGGCGAGUGCGACGACCUUCCGAGCCGUGUCCAGCAAGGCCUGGUGGGUGCGCUGGGCGACGCCUGGAACCCAGGCGACGGCAAUGAGAUCUUGGAGGAGGCUUGCUCUCCGCUGGGCCUGGAGCUGCUGCAGGCGCUACGGGCCGUGGCUGUCUCCGGCUUCGAGUUCCGGCGCUGCGCCAACGCCUGGAGGAGAUGGGCCGAGUACGCUCAUGAGUCUGAGCCUGAUCGAGGCUGGAGCCCCGCUGCGCGGCAGGCGCUGCUGCAGCUGCAGCGGGGUGCCGCUCCGGAGGAUGUGGCGGGGCACCACGUCGACCUGGAAGCGGCCGCUCGACUGCCAGCACUCUUGCUCUUGGCGGAGCACGUGGAUGACGACGGUCUGGCUAUGGCCUCGCACGAGAUGCAGAGGAUCACCCACGAGAAUCCCAAGGCGCUGCAGGCCGGGGAGUUCUUCCUUCGCAGCGCUCUGGCGCUGCUCCGGGCUCCGUGUCGGGGGGCCAUGGCCAUGGCAGCGGCGCUGAGGGCUGCCGCCGCGCCGCGGCUCCCGGGGCUCCCAGGGUGCGGCUCCGGGCUGCAGGCCUUGGUGGAGGAGGUUCUGUCCGAAGUUCAAAGCCGAGAAGCUGUCCGGGCACAGCUGGGAGAUCUCACUGGGCCGCUGGCGGCAUUUCACUCUGACGCAGAGGUCUUGGGACGCUUGACCUCCAGCGGUGGGGCCCCGGGCGACGAGGUAAACAGCGCGAAGACCUCCUUUGCGAUCCCGGCCAUCCUGUGGUUUGUCUUGGCCUACGAGACAGCGGACGCCGCGCUGCACGCCAGCAGCGCGUUGGGCGGGGAUGGUCAGUGGAGCCGUGCCUUUUUCGUGGGGCUGCUGCUGGGCUGCCGCGACGGUGUGCCUGGUGCCAAGGAAGUGCAGUUGCCGCGGUUUCAGCCAUUCGCGGGUCCUGCUCUGCAGCUCUGUAGGAAGCCAGGCAAUUGUCAAAGCUCCUCGCGGAGCCUGGAUGGGGUGGUCGCAGACGCAGCGCUGGCGGAGGAGCCUUGCCAAGGCCUCUGCUAUCGCAUCUUCAUGCGCUUCAACGCUAGUUCUCUGCUCCAAAGCCGAGCAGAGAGAUUGACCAUGCCGCCUGACUGGGAUGAGGAGGAAGACGGUCCCUGGAUUCCAGAUGCUGGAGCGACAUGUGUAGCUCGAUACUUUCAGUUUACCACGGAGAGUGGUCGCCACGCUCCAUUCGCGCUGUGGCCAGCCAAUGCCUUGUGCAAGUUUUCGGAGGAGUCUCCUGUUUGGCACGACUCCUUCCAGGUGUCCGUCCCUGAGCCCCUGGUCGGGCUGAUUGGGGGCGCCGUGCUGCAAGCAGGCCGGCGUGUGGACGUGAUGCUGCCCAGCCUCUCUUUGGAUGCAAAGCCGGAGUGGGCUCCGCUCUGCAGCAACGUUGGGCGGGUCAAGCUACCGCAGGGCGAGUGGAUUGAGACAUCGCUUUGA
This is a messenger RNA of Effrenium voratum, 1551 nucleotides long. NCBI's taxonomy places the organism in Eukaryota, Dinophyceae, Suessiales, Symbiodiniaceae. The record is from the annotation of a GenBank genome assembly.